UUAUUUAGAGAUUAUAUUAUUAAAAAACGUUAUAAAAAUUCUAUUUGAAUAUUAAUGUAGUUGUUAUCUAUUUUUUAUUAAUUUUCAGUGCAGUGAUUUGAAUUUAUAAAAUUAUUAUUUUGUUGAGUAAAUCUCUAAGAUUUAAACUGGUUUAUCAAGUAAUUUAUUUAUACUCACUGUGCUGACGCCCCUGUGUUGAAUGGAAUGUGUUCGAGUUGUGAUGCGUGUUACGACACCACAUACGCAGUGUAAAACAUUUCAUGUAUGAGUGACUGGGUGUGGCAUCGCCAUAUUUUGGUGCAUGGUAUGUGUUUGUUUGAAUUUAACUUGAUAUGCUGAUUAAUUAUUUUAUUUUUGUUUGUGUGUUCUAUUGGUAAUGUGUGUAUAUAUUUUUGUUUGUUUGUAGCUCAUUGCCAAUUUGAAAAUUUAAUUAAAAUAAAAGAACCGUAAAAAAGAACUUGACUUUACUCGUUACAAAUGGCGUCGUGGACAUACAAUUAAAAAAAUCUUUUGGCAAUGAGUUACUUCUAGGCCCACACUCGAUGACAACUUCGGAAUUCUGAAGUGCCUUUUGCCUUUGUCGACGUUUAACAGACUACAGUGCCAUUCGAUUGACGUUUCUGAUGUCCUGAGUUCUAAGUUCAACUACCAAUUAACGAGUGCAUUCGCCAAAGACUUUGAGUUUGGUUUAUGAUCAACGUCAACACAACGGACAUCCGAGUGUUCCAAACAACGCCCAUUGAGGUGACAAAAAAAACUUCACCUGUUUAUAAUUGUGCACUUAAACAAUAAGAAUUGUGUAAUUAUAUCUGUGCAUUUGUGUAUUAAUCCACUCUUUCAAAUAUGUCUACUAAGCGGGAAAUGAAAGAACUUCUUGAACUUGAAAAAGAAAAAUCAGAACAGUUAGAGAGUGAAAUAGCAACACUUCACCAGAGGUUGAAGAAAACUGAAAGUGCUUUGAGUUUAAAAGAAAUAGAAAUGAAAUAUAAACAUGAACCAAAACCAAAUAAAACUGUCUAUGUUGCGAGAGAGAAAAAGAUUGCAAGGUUGUGUGGUAGACCUGUGAAAGAGAGUGACCCUGAUGUAGCAGAAUGGUUAGAUGAUGCUAGGCAACAUUUAAAAGUUAUUGAUGAUGAAGAUGCAAAGAUAGAUUUUUUGAUGGACAAUUUAGGUGGUCAGGCAAAAGAUGAAAUAAGAUUAAGACCUAGAAUGGAAAGAAAUACAUCUGACAAAAUUUUAGAUAUCAUUAAAGAUGUUUUUGCAAGUACAGAAACUUUGGGCGCGUUGCAACAGCAAUUCUAUCAAAGAGAUCAGAAACAUGGCGAGUCGUUGCAAAAUUACUCUUUAGCAUUAAUGAAAUUACUCGACAAGAUCGUGGCAAAAGAUUACAAAGCUGUAAGCGAUUUCGAUGAGAUGUUAAAAGAGCGGUUUGUUGAAGGCAUUCGUGAUUCAUCUCUCCGAAGAGAGAUUAGACGGUUUUCGUUCGAACAGAAAUCUAUGCCUUUUGGUGAAUUUAGACAAACAGUGUUACGAUGGUCUGAAGAUUACAAGAGUGAGCCACUGGGUAAGUCAUGCUCAGUACAUGAAACUAGCAUUCAAGAGAGUAUGAAAACAAAGGUUACAAAAUCACAUGAUGAUGGUCAGUUAUCAGAUAUUCUUGAUAUUCUAAAAUUGCAACAAAAGCAAAUAGAUGAAAAUCAAAAAGAGUUAAAGAAAUUUUCGGAAGAGGUUAUGAGAAAAGUAAAUCCACAGUUUGAAACCAAACCCUUGCAAGGAAGACAAUUUCCUAAAGUCAAACAAUCCCAUUUAACAUGUUUCUGUUGUGGUGGAAAGGGACACAAAGUACAAGACUGUAGUACUCAGUUAGAAAACAACAAUCCUCCACGCAAAGAGGAUCAUAGACAGAGCUAUAGGACAAUGUCCUGUCGUAACAGUACAGAUUGA
Molecule: messenger RNA, 1944 nt
Organism: Saccostrea cuccullata (small rock oyster)
Lineage: Eukaryota; Metazoa; Mollusca; Bivalvia; Ostreida; Ostreidae
Exons: 3
Coding region: 844-1944 (366 amino acids)
Molecular function (GO): zinc ion binding; nucleic acid binding
Source: RefSeq, a predicted model, not a curated record